Molecule: messenger RNA, 726 nt
Organism: Pseudocercospora fijiensis CIRAD86
Lineage: Eukaryota; Fungi; Ascomycota; Dothideomycetes; Mycosphaerellales; Mycosphaerellaceae
Exons: 5
Coding region: 1-726 (241 amino acids)
Source: RefSeq, a predicted model, not a curated record
AUGAUUAGUUGGUAUGCAUACCACUCAGCAGUCAUCCCUCCCAUCAAUCCCUCAUCAUCUACCACCCUCGCCACCCACCACCCUGCAUACGGUUCCAAGCCCCCAUAUUCCGAAAAUUCCGCAACUCGCUCGCAUACUGGUUCGGUUGUGGCAUUCCCGUACCUCCACGAGCCAAAUACAAGCCGCCGAAAGACGAAGGUAGACCUGACUGUCUAUGUCCCGGGCUCACACCAUAAGGGACUCGGUAUGCAGGAGUUCGAGGGGUCAUGUAGUCCUGCGUUUGCAUGCGUGGAAGAGUGUUGCCGUAGCCUGGCCAUUGUGGUGUUUGUUGGAACUUUUUCGUUUGGGGUUGUGGGUUUCGGUGUUGAAGGCAUUUUGAAGGCAGAUUCGGGGGCGAGGGGGAGAUUUUGCAGCGAGAAUGGCUUCCUUGUAGUGUAUGCGAGCGUGGUGUGGCUCAUUUUGCAUAUUGUCGCUGGUGAAGGUCAGUUGCUGGAUUGUAGGGUGUGGAGUGGAGUGCUUGUCACGAGCACGGUUGUCUCACAUGACGAAAGGUCUCAGCAUGGGUGGGUUUUCAAGGUACUUCGCAUGGAUUCCGAAGACCAGCCGAUAGAAUAUUUUCGUCGUGCGUCAAUGGAACGUGAGCUAUACAUGUAUACAAAAAGGAGAAGUGCCAACUGUCACAUGCACCGGCUUGGCACGAAUGAGGAUCCUUGCGCUUGCCUCUGA